This is a messenger RNA of Closterium sp. Yama58-4, 2571 nucleotides long. Lineage: Eukaryota; Viridiplantae; Streptophyta; Zygnematophyceae; Desmidiales; Closteriaceae. The record is from the annotation of a GenBank genome assembly.
AUGGCAGGGCGCGAUGGGAGCUCUGCAGAACGUGAUUCGAGGUCGGAAGGGGAUUGGGAUGAGUAUGGGGAUGAGUAUGGGGAGGAGGAUGGGAGGGAGGGGAGGGACGAGAGGGAUAGGAGGGAAGGGAGGGAAGUUAGGGAAGGGAGGGAGGGGAUGGAGGGACAGAGAGGGAAGGAUGAGAGGGAGGAGGAAGAGCGGGAGGAGGAGGAGGAGGAUGUUUUUCCAGAGCAAGGGGGAAGGAGAAGAGAGGCUUAUUCACACGCACAGGGGUUUAUGGAGCAAGGAGGAGAGGACAUAGGCGCGAGGGCGUGGGAGGAGGAGGAGGAGGAAAGGCGAUCUUGGAUGGGUGGGCAGGAGGAGGGAGGGAGGGAUGGAGCAGGAGGAGGGGUGAGUGGUGCUUUCAGGGAGUUGGGUGGUGGGAUGGUGCAGGGUGGUGAGGAGGAGGGGGUGAAGGGGAAGGGCAAGAAGGGGAUAGCCAAGGGUGAGAAGGUUAAGAAGGUGAAGAAGAAAGGAAAGGAGGAGAAGGAGGAGGGGAAGGAAGAGGAGGGUAAGGGGAAGAAAGUAGUAAAGGUGAAAAAGCAGGGGAAGGAGAAGGAGGGGAAGGAGGAGGAAGGGAAAGAGAAGGAAGGGAAGGAGAAGGAAGGGAAGGAAAAGGAGGGGAAGGUUGACAAGGUGAAGAAGAUUAAGAAGAAACUGCAUCUGCAGCAGCCAUUGCAGCAGGAACGGGAUGAAGGGGAGGUUUUCGACCGUCAGAUGGAGCAGUACAAGCGAUCACAGUCGUUGGAUCAUGGCAAACAUGCCGCCCAGCUAGCAUCGGCUUCGGAGCAUACCCUGCCACACAAUCUGAGCUUUGUGUCGCCGCCACAUCAUUAUCCGAAUCAAAUCUCCACCCCGCACCGUGUCUUGCCGCCCAGUAACAUCUGCCCGCCGCCCCGCCAUGUGUCACCGCCAGCCAAUUGCGUCUACCCGCCGCCCAAUCACGUCUCCCCGCCCCAUUACGCCCCCAUGCAACAACACGCAUCGCCGGCCAAUCACAUACCUCCAGCAUACUACACGGCACCAUCGCCACGUCAUCACGGCAUGGGACAAGGCACGGGACAAGGAAUGGGACAAGGCAUGGGACAAGGCAUGGGGCAAGGCAUGGGACAAGGGAUGGGACAAGGGAUGGGACAAGGGAUGGGGCAAGGGAUGGGACAAGGGAUGGGACAAGGGAUGGGGCAAGGCACAGGCUAUGGCAUGGAGCAUGGGGUCGAAAUGAUGGCAGCAACAGGCAAUCAUGGCCGGAUGGGGAGCGAUAUGAGCCAUGGCAUGGGGCAAGGCAUGGGCUAUGGCAUGGAGCAUGGGGUAGGUAUGACGGCAGCAACAGGUCAUCAUGGCCGGAUGGGGAGCGACAUGAGUCAUGGCAUGGGGCAUGAGCAGGAAUCCCAAACUCCCUAUGGGAUAGGUAUGAUGGCAGCAGCAGGGCAUCAUGGCCGGAUGGGGAGCAACAUGAGCCAUGGCAUGGGGCAAAGCAUGGGGCAUGAGCAGCAGGAAUGCCAAACCUCCAAUGAAACACCUCACAAGUCUUUUGGGGCGCAACUGACAUCCUUUGAGGCCCCUUCGAAGAUGGGAUGGGACUCGAGGCGUGGCGUAGGAAUGCAUGAAGGGCAGAGACAGCAUCUGGAGGUUGGGAUGGGUGAGGAGGAGCGAAGCGGUGGUGGUGGUGAUGGGAGGCCGGCGGACAGUUGGCGGAACGUGAUUGGCCGGCCGUUGGAGCGGGUGGAGGAGAGAUACGAGAUGGUGGGGGAGGUGCUUGGGAGGGGGUACUUUGGGGAUGUGGUGGUGUGUCGAGAGCGGCGCACAGGAGAGUACAUGGCAUGUAAAGUGAUCAAGAAAGCAAACAUCAUGAGUGAGGACGAUGCAGAGGAUGUGAUGAACGAGGUGGCGGCGUUGGACAUGGUGCGAGGGCACCCUCAUAUUGUGCAGCUUGUAGAGACAAUAGAGGACGAGCAGGCCAUCUACCUCAUUCUCGACCUCUGCGAGGGCGGCACACUGCAGCAAGCCGUCCGGAACGAGGGGCCCUUAAACGAGCGGCGGGCGGCAGCAGUUUGUCAGGGAGUGGCGGCGGCGCUCCAGUGGUGCCACGGGUGUGGUGUGAUGCACAGGGAUGUGAAGCCAGACAACAUCCUGCUUGUCAGGCGGGGGGACGACAGCUACGUCAAGCUGGCUGACUUUGGCAUCUCGCUCUUCUUCCAGCAAGGUGUUCCUUGCAGAGAAACAGUGGGUUCAGCAGCCUUCAUAGCCCCGGAGAUGCUGCAGCAUUCGUACACCCACACCGUCGACGUCUGGUCCCUCGGCUGCGUGCUCUUCUUCCUCCUAGCGGGGGUCGUGCCCUUCCGAGGCGCCUCCAAGGAGGAGACGUUCGAGCGAAUCAUGGAGUGCCACGUGGACAGGGCCAUGCGGUUACCGCCGUGGCCAAGAGUGUCGCCCGGGGCUAAGGACCUGGUGCGGCGGCUGCUGACAAGGGACCCCCAGGAUAGAAUCACCCUUGAGGAAGUUCUAUGUCACCCCUGGGUCACUGGCAACUGA